AUGUCCCGCUUCCACAACAACCAGCUAAACAUGGUUAGCCUCUUCGACGAGGAACCAACCACACCAACUCACAAGCCAAAUCGCAAGCGUACUCGCAAUAUGCCUGCGCCUCAGUGUCACUCAAAGGCGCUCCUAGAUCACGGCGGCCCUCUCGAGACCUACCGCGGUCCAGAGGUCGACAACUCGUAUGUUCAUUACGGCUACGAACGUGAUAUGUACCAGCGCGGUGAAUAUCACGCUGUGCGCGGACAUGUUGCUCCUGCUCCAGCUCCGAUCAACAAUAACGGUUCUGUGAGUUAUACUCCCACAUGUGACAGCGAUUACGCCGAGAGCGAUGGCGAGGACCACCCCCCAUCCAAGAUCCCAAAGAUCAACAAGGAUGGCGCGCCUCGCAAGCCACGCCAGCCUCGUCCCAAGCUGCUCAAGUGGAGUGACGACGAUUGGAAGAACGUAGUCCUCGGCAUCGUCUGGGCCUGUGGUGAGACUGGUGUUCAGAUCCCGUUCGACCAGGCUGCCCAGGUUGUCGGCAAGAGCUGUACUGCUGGCGCACUUCAGCAGGCCAUCUUAAAGCUGCGCGGCAAACAGAUCGACGAGGGCUACCAAAUUCCAUCGUUGAGGAUGGCGUGGACGCGCAAAAACAAACGUUCAUCUUCCUUGUCGUCCACUGCUAAUACGAACUCCCAGGCCUCUUCCGGUCAGGACCCAUUGACUCAUUCCCGUCCGUCCUUGAUCGUGAAGCUAAAGGUUCUAGUGUCCAACUCUGUCGUCGUCAAGCACUCUCCCGGUUUCAACAAGGCCGGCGCUGAUUGUGUCCAUGAGGAGUCCAAGGAGAAGGAGGAGGUCCUCAACCAUCGUCAAGAUCAGAAGUUCGGCGAGCCUGAUGGUGAUGUCUUCACCUUUGACUCUACCAGCGCUCAGAACAAUGAUAGUCACGGCGAUUUCAAGAUCAACGGCUCUGCUGGUUACCACCUCCCGCUCAACGGUAAUGUGCCCAAGGGUGGUCAAGGUUUCGGUAUCGCCAUCGAUCGCAAGUCUCCUCCCGAUAAGUCCAGUGGUUACGGUCGCGACAUUGUCCCCCAGCGUAUGCCCACCCGCAACAACGCCCAGGCUUACCUCGAGGCGUAUGGCACCAAUGGAGACGACCGCGGUGGAGAGAUGGAUUCCAUCGAUCUUGGCGAUGAUUUCGACCAUGCCGAGAAUGACGAGGCAGCUCUCCUGGGUCACCCUCGCCGUGCGUUCCUCCCCGAGAUGUCCCCUUCGGUGGGCCAUGCUUACGAGAGUCCUUAUAGUUUCUCUUCGCAAGAGGAUCCAGUACACCUGCGCUCACCUCUGUUCUUCGCGUCGGGACAGCGAGAAGCCCAAGGUUUCCUUGGCUUGGAGUCUUCUCCACAAGAUGGGCCUCCGCUAGAUGCCGGUCCCUUCCCUGAUCUGUUUCCCCACGACGUUUUCCCGAACUGCGGUUUCACUCAGGGCUCAUUCGUCGACGUACCCAUGGCCGAGGCUCAUGAAGAUUAUGGUUUCAACGCGGGACAUUACAACUAAAAGGACCUCGCCUCGUCACCCGCCUUCACGCAAGUAAUGGUUCAGUUUACACCACUGUAAGAACAACUGAUGUAUCUUAUGACCACUUUGCUAACCGUUGUUGCCAGUAUGAUGGACGGUUUUCUUAUGGUAUCACGAGGUUCACGGAUGGCAAUUUCUUCAUUUUGGCUGCUGGUUUUGCAGUCUGGAUAUGGUAUGAUACGACACGGCACGUUACAUGAACACACUGGGUGUUUAUCUUCUUCAUGGCUGAUGUGACUACUUGGCUUGAGACAUCUACGUCGGCCUUGCUAGCACUUGGCAUAGUCUUCGCACUACAUGAUUUGAUGGAUAGGAUACCCGCUUCACGGAUGAAAAGUUUAGG
Alternaria rosae is the source of this 1906-nucleotide messenger RNA. RefSeq lists its product as uncharacterized. The transcript has a single exon. The record is from RefSeq and is a predicted model, not a curated record. The coding region runs from base 1 to 1542 and encodes 513 amino acids. Lineage: Eukaryota; Fungi; Ascomycota; Dothideomycetes; Pleosporales; Pleosporaceae.